ACGCUUCGUUAUGGCCUACUAAACAAAUGUGAUGCUUCGCCAUUCAACCCGCCAUGGAUGUCCUGCCUCCUCCAGACUACCCUCCAGUUCACCCGAGCGAGUACCCUCAAAUUCCAACUCGAACACCUCCGGCGACGCUUGAAAUAUCGCGUACUUGUUGUGUCAGUGGUGAUAUCCAGGAAUUUCGAGCGAUCCUGGACUCACAAGAUCCUUCUUCGCAGGAUUUUGACAUAUGUGACUUUCAUGCGAUAAUGAUCGAAGCCAUCAAUCGAGCCGACGUGCAGUUCAUCAAAGAGCUACUUGAUCAUGGCUUGCCCAUGGAUUCACUCUACGCAUUGGAAGCUGUUGGCGCCAAGAGGAAGGAUGCCCUGGAGGUUUUCCUUAAAAAUGGAUGGGAUGUCAAUCAGCCCAUUAGCGAGCUGAAGCCUCCCAUACUGGGUUAUGCCGAUGAGGAAAUGGCAGGUUGGCUUCUUGAUCAUGGAGCUGAUCCCAAUCGGCAAUGUUUCAUUGAUCUCACCCCCCUUUCCCUAGCUGUGGAAACUGCGCAUAUAUCAGUCAUACAGCUCAUGCUCAGACGUGGAGGAGACACUCAGAAAGGACAACUCCUCCAUCACGCAAUUGAACGGAACUCAGAUAAUCUUGCAGUACUAAGUCUUCUCAUUGAAAAUGGGGCAGAUAUCAACGCAAUUAUGUACAACGAGCAUUACCCUUCUCAGGCUCUUUAUUACUUUAUGGGCCUUGGAACGGCUCUGCACAAAGCAGCUGAACUUGGCAAAGUGGAUAUAGUUCGAUAUUUAAUCAGCGAAGGAGCCGAUCUGAAUAUCAGAGAUGCAAAUGGUCGCACAGCUCUGGAGUGUGCAAAGAUGUCAAAUCACUGGGAAGUCAUCCAGGUACUUGAAAAAGGAAACGGCUUGUUGAUACAAGAUGCAUGAAUUCAUCGUGUCUCCAUUUGUGUCAACUGAAUUUCUGUUGCAUUCAAAAAUUUAUAUCAGCCUGCUGUACACUUGUUGUACUCUAUGUCCGACGUGGAAGGACAAUUUUAAUUCGUUCGUUAGAUCACCUC
Molecule: messenger RNA, 1063 nt
Organism: Talaromyces stipitatus ATCC 10500
Lineage: Eukaryota; Fungi; Ascomycota; Eurotiomycetes; Eurotiales; Trichocomaceae
Product: hspc200, putative
Exons: 2
Coding region: 54-932 (292 amino acids)
Cellular component (GO): nucleus; cytoplasm
Molecular function (GO): protein binding
Source: RefSeq, a predicted model, not a curated record